Messenger RNA from Cynocephalus volans (Philippine flying lemur), 942 nucleotides. Its product is annotated as olfactory receptor 10K1. The transcript has a single exon. The coding region runs from base 1 to 942 and encodes 313 amino acids. Gene Ontology annotation, biological process: detection of chemical stimulus involved in sensory perception of smell; G protein-coupled receptor signaling pathway. The record is from RefSeq and is a predicted model, not a curated record. Gene Ontology annotation, cellular component: plasma membrane. Gene Ontology annotation, molecular function: olfactory receptor activity; G protein-coupled receptor activity. Lineage: Eukaryota; Metazoa; Chordata; Mammalia; Dermoptera; Cynocephalidae.
AUGGAGCAGGUCAACGAGACUGUGGUGACAGAGUUUGUCUUCCUCGGCUUCUCAUCUCUGGCUGGGCUGCAGCAGCUGCUCUUUGUUGUCUUUCUGCUCUUCUACCUGUUCACUCUGUGUACUAAUGCUAUCAUCAUGUCCACCAUUGUGCUGGACAGAGCCCUUCAUACCCCCAUGUACUUCUUCCUAGCUGUUCUCUCCUGCUUUGAGACUUGCUACACCUUCGUCAUUGUACCUAAGAUGCUGGCUGACCUGCUGGCCCAGAAGAAGACCAUUUCUUUCCUGGGCUGUGGCAUCCAGAUGUUUACCUUCCUCUUCCUUGGCUGCUCUCACUCCUUCCUGCUGGCAGCCAUGGGUUAUGAUCGUUACAUGGCCAUCUGCAACCCACUGCGCUACACAGUGCUCAUGGGACACGGCAUGUGCGCUGGGCUAGUGGCUGCUGCCUGUACCUGUGGCUUCACUGUCUCCCUGGUCACCACCUCCCUUGUAUUUCACCUGUCCUUCCACUCCUCCAACCAGCUCCAUCACUUUUUCUGUGACAUCUCUCCUGUCCUCAAGCUGGCCUCUCACCACUCCCGCCUCAGUCAGUUGGUCAUAUUCAUACUCGGUGUAUUUGCCCUGGUUAUUCCACUGUUAUUUAUCCUGGUCUCCUACAUUCGCAUCCUCUCUGCCAUUCUAAAAAUCUCGUCCUCUGUUGGAAGAUACAAGGCCUUCUCCACCUGUGCCUCUCAUCUCAUUGUGGUAACUGUUCACUAUGGUUGUGCCUCUUUCAUCUACUUAAGGCCCAAGUCCAAUUACUCUUCAAGCCAGGACACCCUAAUAUCUGUGUCCUAUACCAUCCUUACUCCAUUGUUCAAUCCAAUGGUUUACAGUCUGAGAAAUAAGGAAUUCAAAUCAGCUCUUCGAAGAACAAUGGGCCAGACUUUAUAUACUGUUAAUUAA